AUGCCAUCAGCAUGCUUGUAUCCUUUCUCUUGCUCUCCUUGCAUGCUUUUAUCCUCUCUCUUGCUCUCCUUGCAUGCAUCCCUCCAUUGCAACACCCAUCGUCCCUCCCGUCCCAUACCCCAUGUUUUUCUGAUUCUGCUCUCCUUUGCUGCUCUGCUUCUGCCCACAUCUGCUUCUGCCCACAUCUGCUGCUCUUGGCCCGUGCGUGCUGCAGGAUUGCACAGGGAGAGGACACAGGGGAAAGCACUCCUCCUUAACCGUGCCCGUCCUCUCCCAUUCCCCACCACCGCAUGCAUGGCAGGGUGCUCAGCUACUAGGAGGCACGGCCAUAUCGGGCCACGUGCCGCGCUUCCUCGCCGCCCUCACUCGCCUCUCCACCCUGUGCGCCCCUGCCCCCUUUUCCGCCCCUGCCCCCUUUUCCGCCCCUGCCCCCUUUUCCUCCCCUGCCCCCUUUUCCUCCCCUGCCCCCUUUUCCUCCCCUGCCCCCUUUUCCUCCCCUGCCCCCGUUUCCUCCCCUGCCCCCUUUUCCUCCCUUGCCCCCUUUUCCUCCCCUGCCCCCUUUUCCUCCCCUGCCCCCUUUUCCUCCCCUGCCCCCUUUUCCUCCCCUGCCCUCUUUUCCUCCCCUUCCCAACCUCUGCGCCGCCCUCCGCCCUCUCCUGCCCAUCCUGCGGGUGUGGCGUCCACCUCCUGCCUGCCAUGUCCGUGCCUUUCAACAACCCACUCAAUGCCCUCCCAUGCUUCUUGUCUCCCUCGCCUCACUUCACUCUCACCUUCCGCUGGUCUGGUUGGUCUCUGCCGCCCCUCCUCCUUGCUCCCCUUUGUCUCACUUUCCCGCCCGCAUUCCACUCAGUGAAUUGUCUGAUACGAAGCUUCAAGGAACCAUCCCUGCUGCUUUUGGAGCUCUCACGAAUCUUUACUCCUUUCAGGUUCCUAGCACCGUGCUUUGCCCAGCAGAGGUCUAAUGCUUGCUUACUAAAACCUGCCCACCCAUCCCCUAUCCCAUCGGCCACCCAUCCAUCACCCCACCCCCUCAUCCCAUCCCCGAAUCUGGGGUAUGCGGUGGGGUAUGUGGUGGGGCAUGCAGUGGGGUAUGUGGAGGGGCAUGUGGAGGGGCAUGUGGAGGGGCAUGUGGAGGGGCAUGUGGAGGGGCAUGUGGAGGGGCAUGUGGAGGGGCAUGUGAUUCUACCUGCAACCAUGCCCAAGCACAACCCCCCCUGCCCGCACAUUCCCCUUGCUGACGUCAUCAGGGCCACCAAUGGGUGGGCAGCGGGGCGGAGGGUGGGGGGAGGCAGGUGGAGUGACGUGUACUGGGGGGAAUGGGGGGAGUGGGGGGAGGAAGGGGAGGGGGAAAAGGGUGCGGACGGGGCCAAGGGGGAGAAGGAUGAUGCGACUGGAACAGAAGGAGAAGGGAAGCCGGAAGGGGGAGAGGUGGGGAAAGGGUGGGAGAGAAAGCAGGGGGUGCGUGCAGGGAGGGGGAGGGUGCGGGGGCGGGGGGGCGAGUGGGCAGUGAAGCGCAUGAGAGGAGAGGGGGCGCAGUGGGCGUCAAUGGAGGCCCACGCGGCUGCCUUGGCGCGCCUGAGACACCCCAACGUGCUCCGCCUCGUGGGGUGCUGCUGCUGGCCGGGUGAGGGUGACAGCGAGAGGCUGCACGAUGCAGGGCAGGGGGGUGUGCGGGAGGAGGGCGUGCAGGAGGGGCGGAAUGGGGGAGAGGGAGGGGGCGGGCAGGGGGGGUGGGGGAGGGCAGGUGUUGGUGUACGAAUGGAUGGAGAGGGGCAGCGUGCAGGCGCUGCUGCAAACAGGUGCGUGCUCACAGUGACAGCCGCACAGGCAGGCGUCAGCCCGGUGUCGCUGCGGCAGCGGGUGGGCAUCACAGCGGGCGUGCUGAGGGCGCUCAAGGCGGUGCAGAGCCACGGGCGGGUGCACGGCGACCUCAAGCCCUCCAACGUCAUGCUCUCUGCCGCCUGGGAGGCACGGGUGGGCGACUGGAGUGCGGUGCGCAUGGGGCAGCGCGUGCACGUGGACAUGGGCAUGGGCAACGGCAACGACAAAGGCCUGGGCGGGUGUCCGGAAGGCAUCACAGCGCACGACUCACAUGGCAGGCAUCAGAGCGCACGACUCACAUGGCAGGCAUCACAGCGCACGACUCACAUGGCAGGCAUCACAGCGCACGACUCACAUGGCAGGCAUCACAGCGCACGACUCACAUGGCAGGCAUCACAGCGCACGACUCACAUGGCAGGCAUCACAGCGCACGACUCACAUGGCAGGCAUCACAGCGCACUACUCACAUGGCAGGCAUCACAGCGCACGACUCACAUGGCAGGCAUCACAGCGCACGACUCACAUGGCAGGCAUCACAGCGCACGACUCACAUGGCAGGCAUCACAGCGCACGACUCACAUGGCAGGCAUCACAGCGCACGACUCCCAUGGCAGGCAUCACAGCGCACGACUCACAUGGCAGGCAUCACAGCGCACGACUCACAUGGCAGGCAUCACAGCGCACGACUCACAUGGUAGGCAUCACAACGCACGACUCACAUGGCAGGCAUCACAGCGCACGACUCACAUGGCAGGCAUCACAGCGCACGACUCACAUGGCAGGCAUCAGAGCGCACGACUCACAUGGCAGGCAUCACAGCGCACGACUCACAUGGCAGGCAUCACAGCGCACGACUCACAUGGCAGGCAUCACAGCGCACGACUCACAUGGCAGGCAUCACAGCGCACGACUCACAUGGCAGGCAUCACAGCGCCCGACUCACAUGGCAGGCAUCACAGCGCACGACUCACAUGGCAGGCAUCACAGCGCACGACUCACAUGGCAGGCAUCACAGCGCACGACUCACAUGGCAGGCAUCACAGCGCACGACUCACAUGGCAGGCAUCACAGCGCACGACUCACAUGGCAGGCAUCACAGCGCACGACUCACAUGGCAGGCAUCACAGCGCACGACUCACAUGGCAGGCAUCACAGCGCACGACUCACAUGGCAGGCAUCACAGCGCACGACUCACAUGGCAGGCAUCACAGCGCACGACUCACAUGGCAGGCAUCACAGCGCACGACUCACAUGGCAGGCAUCACAGCGCACGACUCACAUGGCAGGCAUCACAGCGCACGACUCACAUGGCAGGCAUCACAGCGCACGACUCACAUGGCAGGCAUCACAGCGCACGACUCACAUGGCAGGCAUCACAGCGCACGACUCACAUGGCAGGCAUCACAGCGCACGACUCACAUGGCAGGCAUCACAGCGCACGACUCACAUGGCAGGCAUCACAGCGCACGACUCACAUGGCAGGCAUCACAGCGCACGACUCACAUGGGACACCUGAGUGUCGUACUCACACUGCGCUGCUCCUCCAUCCCCAUCCCUACUCUUCCCAUCCAUCCUCCUGAAACACCUUCCCCUUUCCUUCUUCCCCUGCCCGCCGAUCCCUCUUCUCGUCCCCUCUGCCCCCACUCUCAGGCCCAGCAGCAUGUGACAGCUGGCAACCUCUCCCCUCUCCUCGACCCCCUCCUGCCACACCCUCCACCCCCUCACUCCCUCCUUCUCCCUCUCUUCCACCUCGCCCUCUCCUGCACCUCUCCCUCCCCCUCCCUCCGCCCCACUCCCUCCGCGGCCCUCCGCUCUCUGAAGCUCCUUCACGCCUCCCUGCUGCAGGGGAGUGAUAGGGGACGAAGGAGGGAGAGAAGAAUGAGUCGAGGGGAGAGUGAGGGGAGGCAGAGCAGGGGGCGAUGGAGCGGGAUGUUCUGGGGAAGUGGCGCAGAGAGAGGGGAGGUGCAAGACACUGGCGGUGCGUUAGGCGCACAGCUGGCUAUGCUGGGUGUGGUGGACAGUAGGGAGUUUGUGGUGUAG
Messenger RNA from Closterium sp. NIES-65, 3861 nucleotides. NCBI's taxonomy places the organism in Eukaryota, Viridiplantae, Streptophyta, Zygnematophyceae, Desmidiales, Closteriaceae. The record is from the annotation of a GenBank genome assembly.